Messenger RNA from Cryptotermes secundus, 2010 nucleotides. It is a transcript of the gene mxt, whose product is annotated as eukaryotic translation initiation factor 4E-binding protein Mextli. Gene Ontology annotation, biological process: positive regulation of translation; regulation of formation of translation initiation ternary complex. The transcript is spliced from 13 exons. Gene Ontology annotation, molecular function: eukaryotic initiation factor 4E binding; RNA binding; translation initiation factor activity. The record is from RefSeq and is a predicted model, not a curated record. Bases 215 to 1933 code for a protein of 572 amino acids. Gene Ontology annotation, cellular component: RNA cap binding complex; cytoplasm. NCBI's taxonomy places the organism in Eukaryota, Metazoa, Arthropoda, Insecta, Blattodea, Kalotermitidae.
CAAAGCGUAGCAAUAAGAGUUUUUUGGUUUCUGUUGGUUAGCUUGUCUCAGCUCAUCAGAACGAUCAGAACCACUGAAAUUGCUGUAUCCGUUGCUUCUGCUAUUGUGUGGCUGAUGAUGUGCAGGUUUAUUAUUAUGCAUGUAGAUAGGCAAACAAUAUAAAGAACCGAUCAAGAACGAACAAGAAGAAAUCAAGAAAAGUUACAGAGUCACAAUGUCCGCACCAAGCUUGGCACGGAUAACGAGAAAUGUUAAGAAGUUGGAGAAACCCCGUCCCCUAAAGAUUUCAGGAAACCAUAAUCGCCUUUCUACCAUUGAUGGCAGAUUAAAUUCAGUGGAGGACAUUAUGGCCCUAGCUGAUACUGUCUCAAUGCAUUUGGCAAAUGCAAAUUUUGAUCAGCUGUUGCGAGUAAACAUUAUAUCAAUUUGUAAUAACUUGAAACUGUUUGGACAGCAGCUGGAAACAGUUUAUAAAGAUCAACUGGAUAGGAUAUUUGUGGCAUUUCGUAAUGGGUGCAGAGAUGAGCGACUGGAUUACUUGUCUAGAAUCCAUUUAUUGGAGGCCAUUGAACUUCGAGCUUCCAAUUGGCAAGGGUGUGACAACCUCACUGCAUACUACAAGGCAAAGAAUACAGUGGAGAAUCAAGACUUGCUGCCAGUACCUGACACACCAACCCUUCUUUCUGUGGCACCGCCAUUACUUGGCACCUCAUCCUCCCCAGUACAGUCACAAGCCCCACUACUGGGCCCUGGUGAGGUAAUAAAGACAUCAGGAAAAUUUGCCAAACCCACCAAGAUACCAGGGAAGAAUUAUUGUAAGGAUGAGGUUGUGAUUCGUAAUUCUGACUCUGGGAAAGUGAUGGGCAUCAAGGGACGGCGUGUUCACAUGAUUGAGGAGCUGAGCGAGACCAUCAUUUCAUUUCAGCGAGUAAAUCCAGGAGCAAAGGAACGCUUGGUACAGAUAACAGGCCCAAAUGAAGAAAAGAUUAACCAUGCUAAGCAGCUGAUUGAGGACACAAUACGACGAAAUGCAUCACCAAUACGAUUAGAGCAACCCGACAAGGAACGUAUGGGUGGCUCUAGUAGUAGUCUCAACAGCAGUGCGUCAGAUGAGAGUAAUCGGUUUCCUGAUGUUCGUCGAUCUGCACUUCUUCAUAGCUUCUCAACAAACGAUGCAUCUCUAGGAGAAUACAAAUAUACUGUCACAGUUGGCAAUCAGUCUGUCAAAAUCACUGGCACCAACUUGGAUCUUGUUAGGACAGCCAAACUUGUCCUGGAUGAACAUUUCAAUCAAGACCCAGAACAAUUCUAUGGCACAGGGAACUUCUGCACAACCAGAUAUGAGGAUGAACCAAAGACACCAUCUACGCCUCUGCUUGUUGCACCUCCUGGUAAAUUUUCUUCUGUCAGUCGAGUUGAUAGUCAGGACAGCAAUGCCACCAGUGAGAGUGAUGAGACUUACAAAGCCCCUCUCACACUGGAACCUGCCCCUUCCUCAUCCCCAGCUCUUGACACCAUCUCAGUGAGCCAGUUAACUGUCGUCCGGCAGCCGCUAUUCCCAGAUGCUUCAAGGGAAGUGUUUGAACAAGCAGAGACAUCCCCCAGAGCAGUGGAUGUGAAUGCUCGAAACAGACGUGCAUGUUUUGCUCAUACGAGCAGUCAGCAGAAGAAGGACGAAUCAGCUGUAACCAAGACUGAAGCUCAGAGUACUGGGAUUACUGGGAAGUAUUCCAGGGAGUACUUACUGGAGCUGGCAUUAUCACCUCUGAGCCGCAAGGAACCAAAAAAUUGGGAGCGCAUCAUGUUGUACUCCAUUGCAAAGAAGGUGCCAGAACUGUUUGAUCCAGUUUCCUAUAUCCAGAAGUGUCAAGAGUCAGAUGGAUCAAACACAGUUUUAAGUGCAACAGAAACUGAAUCUGCUGACCUUGAUUGACAGAUAAUCAUCUUGAUCUUGAUAAUGUGUGUUUCUUGCUGAGUUCUCAUAAGUCUCUUAAUAUCUAUUAUUUAUUU